Molecule: messenger RNA, 1467 nt
Organism: Sitophilus oryzae (rice weevil)
Lineage: Eukaryota; Metazoa; Arthropoda; Insecta; Coleoptera; Curculionidae
Product: venom acid phosphatase Acph-1-like
Exons: 4
Coding region: 122-1297 (391 amino acids)
Biological process (GO): dephosphorylation
Molecular function (GO): phosphatase activity
Source: RefSeq, a predicted model, not a curated record
GUAUAUCAAUCAAUACCUUUGAACUAGAGACUUAACACUAUAGUUUAGGUUUAGUUUGUUAGCUUUUUUUUUAUUUUCAUUUAUAUAGAUAGUGUAAAAGAAAAUACCUACAAUAAGUAAAAUGUUUGCUAAAAGUAAUUUUAAAAUGUUUGUUUUGUUGGGUGUUUUUAAUGUGAUUCUACAAAUAUCGGCGAUGCCAGAAUAUCAUUUUCAUAAUCAUGAUCAUAGUUAUGGUCAUCAUCAUCAUGAUUUUCACAAUCAUGAUUCUACAGGAGAAGAUACGUUGGUGUUAAGUCACGUGUUAUUUCGCCAUGGAGAUAGGACUCCAGACAGUUUCCAAGAGCUAUAUCCAAACGAUCCAUAUUUGAACGAAACCUACUAUCCAUAUGGAUUAGGACAACUAACAAACGCUGGAAGAGUGAAAGAAUACAACAUCGGAGUAUCCCUUCGUACCAGAUACAGUUCCUUCCUCUCCGACGUCUUCCUUACAGGAGAAGUCGAAGCUACAACCACCGAUUACAACAGAACCAAAGCCUCCCUGCUUUUGGUACUUGCAGGACUAUAUCCACCACCACCAGAGCAAACGUGGGACCAGCAACUUCCCUGGCAACCCAUACCCUACAACUAUGUUUCGAGAAGUCAAGACACUCUAAUGAUGGGAGUAACCUGUCCAAAUUACUUGACUUUGUACGAGCAGUACUCCAACACACUACCCAUGAGAAAUUUGUUCAAGAAAUACAGAAAAGUUUUCAGUUACAUCUCGCAGCACAGUGGCUUGAACGUUACCCGUUUCCAGGAUGUUUAUAACCUCUAUUUUGGAUUAUCUACCGAACAAGAAAAUAAUCUAGAACUGCCUGCAUGGACUAAAAAAGUCUGGCCUCAACAAAUUAUUGAUAUAGCAUCAAGGGAAUACCGCGUGUCUAUGGGUACAGAUGAUUUGAAGAGAAUUGCUGCUGGGUAUCUUUUAAAGAAGAUUAUUGAUGAUACAACGAAGAAAAUCAAUGGGAUUGAGGAUAGUAAAAAGAUUUACUUGUACUCGGCUCACGAGAACAAUGUUGCUGAGUUGCUGAUAAUUUUAGAUGUUUUUGAGAGGCACAUUCCCAAGUAUGGAGCUCACGUGAUGGUAGAGGUUCACAAAAUCGAAGGAGUUUAUGGAUUUAAGAUAUUUUACCAAAAUUACGAUUUCGAUGAACCUGUACUUUUGAAAAUACCAUCCUGUGAAGAGUUCUGUCCAUUCGAAGAAUUUCUUCGACUUUUCACUAAAUAUCUUCCAAGAAAUGAUCUCUGUGGGAAUUAAUAUAUUUCCCAAAAAUUAUUAUGUUCCUAUGCUUAUCUCAGAGCUCAUAGAAACUCAUACUCAUGCUUUUCAUGUCAUUUCGUUCUCAAAAAUAGUGAUAUAUACAAUUUAACAUUAAUACCAUUAUUUGUAAAUAUUAAUUUAUUUAUUUUUGUACAGUAGAUUUAACU